Messenger RNA from Quercus lobata, 1410 nucleotides. Its product is annotated as Tetratricopeptide repeat (TPR)-like superfamily protein. NCBI's taxonomy places the organism in Eukaryota, Viridiplantae, Streptophyta, Magnoliopsida, Fagales, Fagaceae. Gene Ontology annotation, molecular function: protein binding. The transcript is spliced from 4 exons. The record is from RefSeq and is a predicted model, not a curated record. The coding region runs from base 170 to 1222 and encodes 350 amino acids. Gene Ontology annotation, cellular component: chloroplast thylakoid membrane.
UCCCGUUAUCAAAUCCACAAUUUCCAAAGCCAUUGUAAGCCAAAAAAGGGGCCUUUUAGUCAUUUCCAACUUCAUCAACUAACCAAGUUAUCUACCCCAACUGUCUUUUCAGCGGGAAACCCCAUCUCUCUCCCUUCGCUCUUUCUCUCUCUCUCUCUCUUCUCAAUCCAUGGCCGUGGUUAUCGGAAAUCUAGCUCUGUUACUCGACGUGAUUUCGCCUCGUACCGUAAUACUAGACCGUAAGACUCGUCCGGUGUCGCUCGACGUCGUUUUGAAUUUGCCGAAGAGAGACCCUCACCACCACCAAGCUUACAACGCUUCAAUUGCGUCCAAGAGCUUCGAUUCGGACGGCGAAGCUCGGCACCAGCGAGUGGUGGCGCGUGGGAAGUCGAAGUCGAAGGUGAACGGCGUGGACUUCGACGCGAGCUCGAGCGACGAGGAAGGGAAUGGAAACGGGGAGGGAGACGAGGAGAGUUUCGAUUGGGAGAAGGAAAUGCGGAGGAGAGUGAAGGAGAUCGAGGAGAGGAAGGAGUUGGAGAAGAAAGCCGAGGAGUUGCAGAGUCGAAUGGAGGAGGAGGGCGGUGAAGGCGGCGACGAAGGUAAGGAAGAGACCGAGGAAGAGAAGAGAGCGAGAGUGAGAAAAGAGCUCGAAAAGGUGGCUAAGGAGCAGGCAGAGAGGAGAGCAACGGCACAGUUGAUGUUCGAAUUGGGCCAAAAGGCUUAUGGGAAAGGGAUGUACGGACGGGCAAUUGAGUUUCUUGAAGGUGCCCUCACUAUUAUCCCUAGGCCCACACUAUUUGGUGGUGAGAUUCAGAUAUGGCUUGCUAUGGCUUAUGAGGCCAAUAAUCGCCACGCGGAUUGCAUUGCACUUUACAAGCAAUUGGAGAGGCAUCACCCCAGUGUCAGCAUCCGACGCCAAGCUUCGGAACUUCGCUACAUUUUGCAGGCACCAAAGCUUAAGAUAACUCAAGAGGAGAUGGUUACCAUUCCUCUGAUUGGUUCUGCUUAUGACAGCUACGCUGGAACAUGGACUGAUAAAUACAAGGACAAGGAUGAAAGGAGAAUUGGGUCAACAACCAAUCAGCUUCCAUCAUCUAGAGAUUAUCUAGGUGACUUUCUGGUUUGGCGACCUCCUAUUGGAUUGGAGAAAAAUGGAGCUUUCUGGGCAGCUUUGACAUUAUGGUUGGGCUUGGUUGGAGCUAUCAUCUUUCUCCAGAGAUAGAUCAUACUUACAUAUGUCAUUUGUAUUUGUCAAUUCAUCAUAUGUGUCCAAUCAAAAUUAUAGUAGUUGUUCUUAAGUUCUUUGUGUAAUUUUAUGCCCAAGUCUUUGUGAAAAAGUUGUAUGUCUGAAAUAGAAAGAUUGUUUAUAUCUUACCUAUCAAAAAAGAAAGAAAGAUUGUUUAUAUCUUA